GCAUACAAGGAAGCUUGUGAGAAGGAUGAUGGGCCUAUCGACUUGAGGCCUUACAGGAACACCGAGGAUGAGGCCAUGGAGGGUGAAGAGACAGUGACCGUUCGUCUCGACAGUGGUGAAGUGGUCGAGAUUCCUGUCCGAUUCAUCGAGACUCGUGAGCCUGAGAGUGAGGAAGACGUGCCUACGACAGCGAUGGAGGUGACUGAGCCGCCAGAGCAAGUGGAGUGGGCAGAAGAAGACCUACCAGUUCCGGAGUCAGGGAUCGAAGACCCAACCGUGAACCAGGCAACAAGUUCCUGGAUCACGAAAGAUGAGUUUAACGCUCUAGCGGAGUUUGAUGGCCCAGAGGCACGAUCAGGUCUCAGUGCAAAGCAACACAUGCUGAAAUUACAGGAUGAGUGGGCGAAGGCUGACCGUGAGGGAAACCAUGAGAGGAAACUAGAGAUAUAUAACAUGAUGGAUGUGCACUUUCCUUUCAUGGACUCAGCCAGCCUGCCAUUCUAA
This is a messenger RNA of Durusdinium trenchii, 504 nucleotides long. The record is from the annotation of a GenBank genome assembly. Lineage: Eukaryota; Dinophyceae; Suessiales; Symbiodiniaceae.